UUUUUUGUUUGUUUCCCCUGUUGGGUGGAGGGGAGGCGGCGGAGGCAGGGCCAGCUUUUGUGGAGUUUAGCGCCGGGAUCACAGCUUUGUCACUGUGUUUGUGCCGCUCACACACACAUGCAGCACACGUGUGGCCACCGGGCUUCCUCUGUAUGCAGCACAAGAGAGAUCUACAGUGGAUUUAACCUAUCAGCAGCAGCCUACAGGAGAUAUCUCCAUCAAGACCGUUAACAGCUGGAGCCGGACCCCCCAUUCGCCUCCAACGUCUGGCCUCAGUGAGGUCCAAUGUUUUUGGAUUAAACUGCAGAGUUCCAGUUUACUGUACCGCACAGUUGUUUGUUUGCUGAUGACUGUCGGACCAGUUCAUGUGGAGGGAGGGAGUUUUGAAGGGGAUUGAGUAACGAAACAAGGAAGAAAGAAAACAAAAGAGAAAAGUAGGGACAGAGUGAGGAAUGAAAUAGCUGAUGCUCGCCGAGAUAAAGAGAGUCAGAGUUUGGGAUAGAGAUGAGAGCGAGAUGAAGGGAUUUGUUUGGCACUAGAGAUAUAGAGGGAAGAAAAGAGAGAGGAGAGAGAGAAAGAGAGAGAGGACAGUGGGAGGGAGGAGAGACAGAGAAUCCAGCCCUCUGGGACAGCAGUGUGUGUUUUGGGGGUGGACAGAGAGGCUUUGUAUGCAGAACAUCACCGGACACCAACAGGAAGGACGCUGUCAGUUGUUCUCUGUGUGUGUCUGUAGUGAAACCAGACCUACCUCUGAUCGCCGCGCCACACACACUCCUCCAUCUGCUGCCCAGGAGCCUGCCUUCUGCUUCCUCUGGACUGAACCCCUCUGAGAGUGUUUGAAUGUGUGUGAGAGUCUUGGAGAGCUGAUUCCCGGAGGUCAGGAGCGGAUAGGCUGUGAUGUGGAACUUGUGGGAUUAAACUUUCUGAAGGCUCGGCACUGACAGCGAUGGACUGGAGCCAAGAAGUUCAGAGUCUUGAAUGACUGGAGGAUCUCAGAAAAGGAUUUGCGAGCUCCACUAAAACCACCCGUCUUCUCUUGGCUUGAUUGUAUCUUCUGUAUAUCUGCAUCUGGACCUUGUCCACGACCUUGUGUAGAGUGUGUGAGCAGCCUAUGUGGGCGGUGAGGGAUGCGGAUCUGAGGAAACUCCACGCCCUGAUGCCCGCUGCUAUGCUCCCGUGCCCUACGCCGGCCGGGUCUGACUGGAGUUUCCAGAACCCAGUGGGGGUGGACUGCAGCUCCCCCGAACCUCGCUGCAUCUGGCUAGCGGUGCUCCGCGGUGCAACGGGUUCAGUGUCGCCGCCCGCCAUGCCCAUUGGGCCCAGUCACAGCUCUCACCAGCCCAGGGCUAAGGGGUGGAGGGAUGGUCUCUCCUCAGCCAGUGACAACCCUCGGCCGCCGAUGGCGACCCGGCCGGGAAGGGAGGGGGUCGGCGUGGGCUGGAAGGGUCCCCGGACGCUGGUUCUCCGUAAGAACUCACAGGGUUUCGGUUUCACGCUACGCCACUUCAUUGUUUACCCUCCAGAGUCCGCCCUGCACACCAACCUCAAGGAUGAGGAGAACGGUAACGGAAAGGGGUAUCAGAAAGGUCGACUGGAGCCGAUGGACACCAUAUUUGUGAAAAGUGUGAGAGAAAAUGGUCCGGCCCACCAGGCUGGCUUGUGCACAGGGGAUCGGCUGGUGAAAGUGAACGGAGAGAGUGUUCUAGGAAAGACGUACUCGCAGGUGAUAGCCCUCAUUCAGAACAGUGAGAGUGUGUUGGAGCUCUCCAUUAUGCCAAAAGAUGAAGACGUGCUUCAGUUGCAUGACAUCACCAGUGCUGCGCCUCCUUCCACUCUCCCACAGGGUGGAGUAAGGCAGAGAAUGAGAGGGAAGAGAGAGGGAGUUUGGAAGGAUCCGAGAGAGGAGACAACAAGGAGACCAACAGAUAUAAAACUCACGAAAAAAGCAUACUCCCAGGAUGCCUACCUGAGAGGCAACGAACCCUACUCAGGGGGAGCUGAGAACCUCCCACCACCACCUCCCCUCUGUUAUCCACGCACCAAGACCACACCCCCUGCUGGAGCCCCUCCGUCUGCCCCAAUGGGCCAGAACCAGCUGGAUAACUGGAGUCGCUGGCCAGGCUCUUCCAGCCCCUCUUCACCCCUGGACAACCGUUCCGCUGUGGGCAGCCCUGCCAGCUGGCAGGAAGGGAGGGCAGUAGAGCCAGGCGGUGUGGGUCAUAGCAGCCCGGCCCACCGCACAGAGGAGAUCCAGUACGGUAUGACCAGCCAGCAGCCUCAAGGCCAGAUCAGGGGGCGCUCCUACUCUUCCUCUUCCUCAUCAGGAGGCCCGUUGUCCAGCCCGCUGCAAGUCCACUACCCUAACCACCAUGCUGCCAGUUCCUCGAAGGCUCAGCCACGCAAGUCCAGCUCAGCCUGGACUAGUCCCCCCCUGCCCCAGCUCAGCCAUGGCCGCAAUGAGCACUGCCAGCAGGCCCUCUCUGACUGGUACUACAACCAGCUGCCUGAGCGCUCAGGAUGCAGCAUGCAGACCCGCCACCGCAGCUACUCUCAGGACCGGCUCAGUGAAACAAGGAGGCAGCAGCAGCGGACAGGUGGCUGGCCACACAGCGCCUCCCAGGACACUCUGCUGUUACUACAGCAGUCAGGACCAGGACUCCAUGGAGAGCCCUACUGGUCCUAUGGAGACUGGGAGGGGGGGCCAGGUAGGGGCCACCCAGCCUCUAACUAUACCCGAACACGCUCUGAAAACCUGCUGGCACAGUACGAUCGCCAUGGCCGCUCGUUAGAGAUGCUGGACCGAGCAGCAGCUGGACUGGUCUCGCCUCGGUUUGAGAGGCCUUCAUGGCUCCAGCAGGCUCCUCAGCCGCCCCCCAGGACUGAUGCCUACCCGAGGCAAGGGAGCCAUUACAGUGCAGCACAAGCUCCUCCGAUGUCCCGACACUCACAGUCACAUUCUAAACACCACCCCCAGACUCACACCCAGGCCCACUCCCAGCCUCCGCCCCAGCAGGCUGCCCCCCAGAGCAGGCGGCUUCCCCCUGGGCAAAGCAUGGACGACCAGCCGGUGGGUUACCGCAGCUACAGCCCCUCUUUUUACCGCAAGACGGGCCGCAUAAUGCAGCAAGCCCACUCUUUCAGGGACCCUUCAUACUCUGGCCCCCACUUGAACUGGAAUCCAGCACCUAAAACCAGCCCCCCAGAGGGCACAAAGGCACCCCUCACUGCCUCUACCACGUCCCCCCUUGCCUCCGCCACUCCCGAAUCCCACGACAGAGCGUACAGGCCAACAAACCAUGAGAGGAAACGAGGGUCAGUGGAGGGGCAGGAGGAGGCGGUAGCACAGACCCAGGAAGUGGUGCUGAGGCAGAAACCUCCCACCGGGCGGAGGAACACCCAUGGUAUGCGUCAUCCUCACUACGCACUGCCCAUGGACGGGCUAGAACCCUCUUUGUUUUCACCUGACCCCCAAGACUCAGCUCCUGCCCCUGGUUCCACAAGAGAAGUAGCCCCACACAAACCAAACGGCAACCUCGCCCCCCUAUCUAUAGAGGAUGACUCUCUGGCCUCCAUCCCCUUCAUAGAUGAGCCGACCAGCCCCGGCGCUGAUUUGCGCGCCCGCCACGUGCCGGCGUCCUCCGUGGUGUCCAGCGGCAUGAAUUCGGCGCCCGCUGUGGUCACCAGCCCCGCCUCCCCCACCUUCACCUUCCCCCUCACUAGGCUCUUCUCACACGACUGCAGCAGUAUUAAAUCCAGUCGCCGUUCCUCCUAUCUUCUAGCCAUCACCACCGAGCGCUCCAAGUCAUGUGACGAAGGACUCAACACGUUCAGAGAGGAAGGGCGAGUCUUCUCGAGGCUACCAAAGAGAGUGAAGAGUUUCUUCACAGACGGGUCUUUGGACAACCUUGGGACCGCAGAGGAGGUUCGAUCUAAGCGCCACUCCACCUCAGAGCUGGGAAACAUCACUUACAGCGACGUGCUGCGAGAAGGAUGGCUGCACUACAAACAAAUCCUCACAGAGAAGGGCAAGAAGGUGGGCAGUGGCAUGCGUCCGUGGAAGCGAGUCUUUUCUGUGCUUCGCUCCCAUUCGCUGUUCCUCUACAAGGACAAGAGGGAGGCAGUGCUUCGUGGGGCCACGAUCGGAGGUGCAGCUGAGGAUGAGCAGCCGAUCAGCAUCCGCGGCUGCCUGGUGGACAUUGCAUACAGCGAGACCAAACGAAAGCACGCCCUGCGGCUGACCACCCAGGACUUCUGCGAGUACCUGCUGCAGGCGGAGGACCGGGAGGACAUGCUGGACUGGAUCAAGGUUAUCAGGGAGAACAGCAAGACGGACAGCGAGGAGCUCGGCUUCUCCAGACAGGCCCUCAUCAAUAAGAAACUGAAUGAUUACAGAAAACAGAGUCCAACAGGCAGCAAGCCCGACUCCUCUCCCAGGAUGCCGCGCAUGAAGCCUCCCUUCCUGCUCGCCAAGGCGGAAAACGCUGCCGGGGCGCCGCGCUCCCCCAAGCAGGAGGGCAAAGAUGAGAGCAGCCCUCCGAAGUCUCCAUGGGGAAUCAACAUCAUGAAGAAGACAAAGAAGUCCGGGCCUAAAGCUUUCGGUGUGAGGCUGGAGGAUUGUCAGCCGGGUGUAAAUAACAAGUUCAUCCCGCUGAUCGUGGAGAUCUGCUGCGGUCUGGUGGAGGAGAUGGGUCUGGAAUACACCGGGAUCUACAGAGUCCCUGGGAACAACGCCAUGGUGUCAAUGCUUCAGGAUCAGCUCAACAAGGGCGUCGACAUCAACCCUGCAGAGGAGAAGUGGCAGGACCUCAAUGUUGUCAGCAGUUUACUCAAAUCCUUCUUCAGGAAACUUCCAGAGCCGCUCUUCACCAACGACAAGUACAUCGACUUCAUCGACGCCAAUCGGAUGGAAAAUGCAUCAGACAGACUAAAGACCAUGAAGAAACUGAUCCGAGACCUCCCAGAUCAUUAUUACCACACUCUGAAGUUCCUGGUUGAUCACCUGAAGACUGUAGCCGACCACUCAGAUAAAAACAAGAUGGAGCCUCGUAACCUGGCUCUGGUGUUUGGGCCGACUCUGGUCCGGACGUCUGAGGACAAUAUGAAAGAUAUGGUCACACACAUGCCUGACCGCUACAAGAUAGUAGAGACGCUUAUCCAACAUGGCGUCUGGUUUUUCGCUGAUGAGCAAGACAAGGAUGAAAAGACGCCGGUGGACACGGAGGACGUGCAGCCCGCCCCCAACAUCGACCACCUGCUGCCCAACAUCGGCAGGACCGCUCUGCUCGGGGAGGCCUCAGACUCAACCAACAGUGACUCUGCUAAAUCAAAGGGGUCGUGGGGGUCAAAGAAAGACCUCACACCCAAAGACUUCCUGACUCUGUCCAUCAUGUCAGCUGUUACGGGCCGCAAACGCAGGAAGACCCAUAACGCCCGCCGCGUGGGCAGCAGCACCGACGACGACUCGGAGCAUGAGCCAAUCAAAGCCGACCAUCUAGGGGCAGAGGAGGAAGAGGAGGCAGAGUCGCCUGUAGGAGACACUGCUCCUCGAGCAGAGGGAGAGGAGGACGACGACGAAGAAGAAGAGGAGGAAGACGAGCAAGUUGUAGAAAGCGGAGUGAAAGAGGAGGUACAAGAGGAGGUGGUGGUGGUUAUUCAGCCGUGCUGUAAAGAGGAAGAGGAGGCAGGAAGAGGGCAGGCAGCCAUGUUGUUGCAGGAGGAGGAGGCACAGGCAGAGGUAAAAGGGCCACCGUGGAGAGCUCCAGAGGAUGCUCGCUCUAUUGUUUCUGGUUACUCCACUCUCUCUACAUUAGGGCGGAGCCUGGGGUCGGAGGGGAGGGGGGAUGAUGCUGAUGACGAGCACAGCGAGCUGGUGAGCGAGACGGACAAUGAGAGCGGCUUCGCCUCGCGCUCCCUCACCCAGGAGAGACCUGAUAAACACCCGACAACACCUGUGAACACACAACAGGCAGCAGCCCCGCGCAGCUUCCUCUACACACAUUACAAACCCCCUGUUCUCUCACCCACAAACGUUCUCGCCCCGCCCACAGCCCUCACACAUACACCGGACUCUGCGGACAGGAGUGAAGGAGGGGCACGGUCCACCACGCCCUCGUCCUCCUCCUCCUCCACCACUCAUAAACUGCAUUCGCGGCCUUCCUUCAACUCCCACAAGCUGAUCCAGUGUGACACUCUGGCCAGGAAGAAGCUGAAGUCUGAGAAGGCCAAGGCUCGCUCCCUGGACCUGUUGGAGCUGUCUGAGGCCAUGGCUCAGGGGGACGGGGCUGGUUCUGGGCCAGAUGGCGCACCCAGAGUGAGGAGAGAGACUUUCAGAACCAACCCCUCCUCAGGCAGCAGCCAGGAGAGCCUGCGCCUGGCCCGGCCCAAGCCCACCCUGCAACCCACCGAGGCCGCCUCCUUCACCCCAACCGGCCCGGGUGCCAGGUCUCUGGCGGAGCAGGUCCGCGCUCGUCUGCUGGGCUCGGCCGACGACCUGCGCAGUGUGGGACUGCGAAAACCGCUGUCACCCGAGACACGGAGGAAGAGACGAGCCUGGCGCAGGCACACCGUGGUGGCCUCCCCGACCGAGACGUCCGACAAGAGACCCCCAAUGACUGUCAAUGACUACCCUCUGUUUCCUAUCACUCACAACCAGGUCAAAACACCGGGGCUGCCUCGGGAUGCAGACGGACUCAACCAAGGACCGGCUACACGUCAAGCACCCACCUCUAGAUUCCACCAGUACCUGUGAGCCCUGCCAGCUGACCCCACCCUUCACUCCAAUGAAAAGAGGCUGAAGCUGCUGAUUCUGAAGGGGGGUCCGGGCUGAGCUGCUGACUCCCUGCAGGUCAGUAGACCGGCAGCAGUGUAAACAAGGUUGUGGUUAGUUGCCAGGUGCAACACAGUGUACCAGGUCUUUAAAAGCAGCCCGUGCUUUUCUUUUCGAUAAGCUCCAUUUGCAUGGCAAGGGGCAUUUCAGUGUUGCCAAAGCUUUUGUUGUUUUUUUUUCCUAUAUGUGUGCUUUUAUAGAAAUAAUACAGAAACAGGACGGAGACACAAACAGACCUCAUCACAAUCAAUGUUACAGCCAAGAAUUCACAUUUGAGUAAUAACCGAACAUCCUUCCCGUCUCCUCUACCAUCCUGCCUGGCUCACAGACGACAUUAAACAGACAAAUUAAAGGGUGAAAUCCCUUCAAGUGACCAGAGAAGGAUGCUGAAAUGCAACCACCUCUGGUUCUUGAGAGAAUGGUGCUUCUUGUCAAAGUGGGGUUCAACACAUAUUUCUCUAAACCUACUUCAGUGAGCCAGAAGAGACCUUCAGCCUCACACACACUUAUAAUUACAAAAAGUUACUGGUCAGUUUUAAAACCAUUUCAAGAGGGAUCUCAACUGAUUUUUCAUAUCAGUCUUCCUAAUCUGUCACUCCUCAGACCAGAGACACUGUAAUACUCUCAUUUAUACUCCAAACAAUAGAUCCAGUAGGUUAUAAACACACAAAAUACGGAAGUCUCUCUCUACUUGUUAAUAAUGUUUAUGUGUGUUUGCGCAACAUUUGUGAUCAUGUCUGAGCGUGCAGGUGUUUGUCUUGAACACUUUUGUAACAUUUGUACAAAGCCUUGUUAAGUUAACCUUGUACAUAUAAAUAUUCUGUUAUCAUAUUUGUUUUUACUUUUUUAGUUCUUUUUUUAUGGUUUACAAAAGUGCACAGUCAUUUCUUUCAAGAUGUUACUUGAAAUGUUUCCCUUAAUAUAUUAAUUUUUUUUUGUUUUAUAUUCAAUAUAUAUAUUAUAUAUAUUUUGUAUUAAAGUAAAAAAAGUACUUUUAUUGUGAUUUCACCUUUUUGGUGUACCUGUUCAAAGGAGACAAGAUAAACACGACUAAACCUGUUCCUUAUUUCCUCAGAGAUGGCCUUUCUCUCUGAUCUCAGCACUGUGCAGAAAACCUUUAUCUCUUGAGAUAUAUAGUCUUAUAAAUAAAUUUCUCUGGUGACUAUACUUCCAACAAUGUUGCAUCAACAUGUACACAAACUAUCUAACAACUACAUGUAGCAGGAGGAGAAAUGUAAUCUGGUAAUUAUUACAUUAUAUUGGAGAGUUUGCAGGCAGCUCAGCACCACACUGUGAUGGCUGACCUCAUUUGUUUUGUUAGUCAUGUCAGGGAUUACUGAGCAUUGCCUCCACAGAUCUGCUCAUAUUUACUGAGCUCAAGACAAAGUAUGUUCCUUCUUGUAAAAGAGACAGAGGAGACGCCUGACAGCGUUUUACAGACUGUUAAAAUGUAAUGUCGCGCAUACAAACGGCUACAUUCUCACCUCUGUCUGUGGUGAUCUAUGUGUUUACAUCACAUCCCCUCUGAGGGUUCGUCUGUCUCACGUUUAUUACCUUGGGGUUAACCUGACGAGGAGUUCAUAAGGUCAGGCACUAAUAAAUCCUCCUUGACUGGGGAAAUGGUACAUUAGAGGAAAUGAAUACAGAAUGCCUGCCCACAUGAAUCUAUUGUUUUCAUCUCUCGUCUUGGCCGUGGAACCAAUUUGCCACCACGAAAAAAUAACACAAACAGGAGGUGCAACUUCCAAAGCCAUGUUGUUUUCACCUGACCAAAUCCCACAGUAAAAAAUAAUAAUCUUAAUACUAAUAUUAAACAGUAAGUUACAGUCUUGUCUUACCUCAAGAUUUUUUUCUACAAGUGCCUGAUUUCUGGAAUGUGUUUUUGUUCUGCAGUGCCAUGGUCGGUUCUUAUCUUUCCAUUUCCUUUUGUUGUUUCUGGGUCUCCUCCCUCCUCUCCUGUGGUUGAUAGUAUAACUAAGGCACUGACCCAAAGAUGUGUACAUUAAAUACAAGCAGUCUAACUGAGAGGCUGUAAACAUUUUUAAAAAAAAAGCACACUUCCAAGCCAAGGACAUGUCUAUGCACUCUCUUUGCCUUUAACACAGGCAUUAACAGCUAUUACCAAUGCUGCGAAGAGGGAAGAGGCAUAGUAUUCUCUCAGCUGCUUUUCUUAACAAACUGAGGUCAUCUCUCUCUGCCUAGUGAUCCACAGUGUGUGAAUAUGGUACACCUAACAAGCCCCACCCUAAUAUGGCGUUAGGUCAUGUCAGACAACAUUCAAUUUCCUGAAGAUGAACAAAAGGAAAACUCAACAGCUGGUGUUUGUUGUCUGAAAUGUGAUUCACCUAAUGUCUCAUUGUUGUAUUUUAAAACCUUUUUGUACAUAUUAUCUUAAUAUGUAACAUAUUGUAUUGUGUACAUUUGGAAUUGCUUUUGAGUAUAACUAAUAUGAAAAAUGACUGGACUUAAAGGUUGUCUGCCUGAAACAAUUCCCCUCAUGGCUGUGUGCUUUAAAACAAGGUUAUAUGAUGUAAAUAAACAGAACUAUGUUUAAAAAAACGA
Messenger RNA from Siniperca chuatsi (mandarin fish), 9388 nucleotides. RefSeq names its product Rho GTPase activating protein 23a (gene arhgap23a). The transcript has 25 exons. NCBI's taxonomy places the organism in Eukaryota, Metazoa, Chordata, Actinopteri, Centrarchiformes, Sinipercidae. The coding region runs from base 1112 to 6748 and encodes 1878 amino acids. Gene Ontology annotation, biological process: signal transduction. Gene Ontology annotation, molecular function: protein binding. The record is from RefSeq and is a predicted model, not a curated record.